UCCAAGAAAACCUUAUCCAUCAAUAUCAUCAUCCUCUCUCCCAAAACCCCAAACCCGAGCUCCACUCUCAGACAGUCAGACACUUCUUCUUCUUCUUCCUCCUCUCCUCCAAACAAAUGAAACAAACAAAGUCAAAAACCAUACUCAUACUCCACAAAACAGCUUAAAACUCAUAAUACACUCACCCAAAAAUGGCAUUGACAACUGCCAAAAUAUCAGAAUUGCCACUGAGAAGAAACCCAUUCCCACAGACCUCUCACUCCCACUCCCACUCUCUGAACUUUCUCUUCUCCUCAGCCCCAAAUCUGUCAUUUCACAUCCUCAAAACCUUCUCUUCUCUCAGAACCACCACACAACACAGCGGCAAUAGCCAUAGCAAUAGCAGAAGCAAUACAACCCCUAAGCCUAAGCCUAAGCCUAAUCCCAAGGCUUCACCCAAACCCAAAUCCACGUCAGCCCCCUGGCUCAACAAAUGGCCCUCUCACACUCCCCCCGCCAAAAACGACGUCGUCGUCCGCGUCGAUGUCGAAGACCGAGUCGAGACUCGCUAUUUCGAUAACAAAGUUAAAGGACACAGCGCCAUCGAGAGAAUUGUGCUCCGGUUGCGGAACCUAGGGUUGGUAUCGGACGAAGAAUUGGAGGAGACCGACGAUGGAGUCGACGCAUUGCCGCCGCCGGCCACCGGAGAAGAGAAAUUGGGGGAUUUGUUGCGGCGGGAGUGGAUUCGGCCGGAUUUUAUAUUCGAAGAGAGCGAGAAUGGUCUUGACGAGUCGGUUUUGCCGUGGGAGAGAGAUGGGGAGGAGGAUGAGGUGGUGGAGGAUGAGGAGAGAGCGUGGACGCCGAAGAGGAGAGCGAAGGCGCCUUCGUUGGCGGAGCUGACUAUGGAGGACGAGGAGCUGAGGAGGUUGAGGAGGGAGGGAAUGUAUAUUAGAGAGAGGAUUAGCAUUCCGAAGGCGGGUAUUACCAAGGAGGUUUUGGAGAAAAUUCACGCAAAAUGGAGGAAGGAGGAGGUGGUUAGACUCAAGUUCCAUGAAGUUCUUGCUCAUGAUAUGAAAACCGCGCACGAGAUUGUCGAGCGACGGACGGGAGGGUUGGUUAUAUGGAGGUCGGGAAGUGUUAUGGUGGUGUACCGGGGAAGUAAUUAUGAAUGGCCUCCAAAAUCCCAACCUGUUCACAGGGAAGCUGAUGCUUUUUAUGUUCCCGAUGUUUCUUCUGCUGACAGUUCCAUGACAAGAAGCGGCAGUGAUGAAAGUUCAAGUCCAGAAAAGAUUGAGACUGCAAGUCCAGAAAAGAUUGAGACUGCAGUGAAAAUGCCAGACAGUCCUGUGAGCAUAACUGAGGAAGAAUCUGAAUACAACAAUCUACUAGAUGGUUUAGGUCCUCGUUUUGUUGAGUGGUGGGGUACAGGAGUACUUCCUGUUGAUGCUGAUGUGCUUCCUCAAAAGGUUCCUGGUUACAAAACACCUUUUAGGCUCCUUCCCACUGGAAUGCGAUCACGACUGACCAAUGCAGAGAUGACUAAUUUUAGGAAACUUGCAAAAUCACUACCUUCUCAUUUUGCCCUUGGGAGAAAUAGAAACCAUCAGGGUUUGGCAUCUGCUAUUAUUAAGCUUUGGGAGAAAAGUUUAAUCGUGAAGAUUGCUGUUAAACGGGGUAUCCAGAAUACAAACAACAAACUGAUGGCUGAGGAACUAAAGAAUUUAACAGGAGGUGUCUUGCUGCUAAGAAACAAAUAUUACAUUGUCAUGUACCGUGGAAAGGAUUUUGUCCCAACAAGUGUAGCUACUGUUUUGGCUGAAAGACAGGAAUUGGCUAAACGGGUCCAAGAUGUGGAAGAGAAAGUGCGGUGUGGACCAGUGGGUGCAGUUCAAUCGGAUGAAGAUGACAAACAGGCACUUCCAACAGGUGCAGCUACUGCUUUGGCUCAAAGACAGGAUUUGGUAAAACAGAGUCAAGUUGUGGAAGAUAAAGUUCAGUGUGAAGCAGUGGAUGUAGUUCAAGCAGGUGAAGAUCAAGAGCAGGCACUUGCAGGUACUUUGGCUGAGUUUUAUGAGGCUCAAGCUCGGUGGGGAAGAGAAAUAUCUGCUGAAGAGCGUGAGAAGAUGAUUGAAGAAGCUUCGAAAUCUAAGACUGCUAGGCUUGUGAAACGAAUUGAACAUAAAUUAGCCAUUGCCCAAACCAAAAAGCUUAGAGCAGAAAAACUUUUAGCUAAAAUUGAAGCAUCAAUGCUUCCUGCUGGUCCUGAUCAUGAUCAGGAAACAAUCACUGAGGAGGAACGGGUGAUGUUUCGCAGGGUUGGUUUAAGAAUGAAGGCAUAUUUACCUCUUGGCAUUCGUGGUGUUUUUGAUGGUGUCAUUGAGAAUAUGCACUUGCAUUGGAAGCAUAGAGAACUUGUGAAACUAAUAUCCAAACAAAAGACCCUUGCUUUUGUUGAAGACACAGCAAGGUUGUUGGAGUAUGAGAGUGGGGGAGUACUAGUAGCAAUAGAAAGAGUCCCUAAAGGAUAUGCUCUUAUUUACUAUCGUGGAAAGAACUAUAGGCGGCCCAUUAGCAUAAGGCCAAGAAACCUAUUGACGAAGGCAAAGGCACUAAAGCGUUCAGUGGCCAUGCAACGACAUGAGGCUCUUAGUCAGCACAUAUCUGAAUUGGAGAGAACCAUAGAGCAAAUGAAAAAAGAAAUUGGUAUUUCUCAAGAUGCAGAGGAUGGGAAUUCCUGGAGCUCUGAGGAUGCUAACGGACCUAACCAGAUUGGCACUCUCUCAGAGUUCACCCAAAGUGAGGAGGAAGCUUCGUGCAUGACUUCUGGUGGUGAAGAAGAUGAUGGCAUCAGUGAUUGGGAAGAUGAUGAAGAUGAUGAUGCUUGACAUAUUAAGUAUUUGCUCUGUUCAAGAAGUAGAUGACAGCUGUGUCAUUGCCGUUCGCCAAUUGAGUUACAUUUCCCCAGCAGGUAAUUUUGUGUGGAUGGCUUGCAACACUGCAUGGGCAAAUUUUCUUCUCAUGUGCAUUGACAGAGUGCUGGCGACUCUCGUACUCAUUAACAUUUCUCCCUUAAUGGAAAUUUGCCGUAAUUGCUCCAAAGGAUUGGAGGUAUGCCUGAAUAUUAUAUGCAUGCAGUAUGUCACUUGCACUACUCCAUCCGGUGCAGCAAACUAGGCUAUAUAUAUAGUCCCCACCUGUUCUUUUACCAUGCUCUUUGUCGAAUCAUCACUUUUAUUAUUAGCUCUAGCUGAAGCUUAUUAACAGGUUUCACAAGGUCUGUUUAGCAUGAGCCUGCCUUUCAUGGGAGGAGCGUAAUUUAGCACAAUUGUAGUAAUGUCCUUGAAAGCUAUUUUUAAGUCAAAUGUAUUUCAAAUUGUAAAAGCAUUUCUGGUGGUAAAAAAUGUGAAAGAUGACCACUAUUUCAGCUGUA
Molecule: messenger RNA, 3409 nt
Organism: Quercus robur (English oak)
Lineage: Eukaryota; Viridiplantae; Streptophyta; Magnoliopsida; Fagales; Fagaceae
Product: CRM-domain containing factor CFM3, chloroplastic/mitochondrial
Exons: 10
Coding region: 192-2864 (890 amino acids)
Biological process (GO): RNA splicing, via transesterification reactions
Molecular function (GO): mRNA binding
Source: RefSeq, a predicted model, not a curated record